Molecule: messenger RNA, 1912 nt
Organism: Rosa rugosa (rugosa rose)
Lineage: Eukaryota; Viridiplantae; Streptophyta; Magnoliopsida; Rosales; Rosaceae
Exons: 14
Coding region: 99-1415 (438 amino acids)
Source: RefSeq, a predicted model, not a curated record
GUUUUCGCUUCUCCUAUUCUUCUUCUUCUUCACUCCUUCUCACUCUCUCUUAGAAACCCUAGAAAUUUCCAUCGCCGGAGAGUUCACAAUCGUUUAGAAUGGGGAAUUUGUUCGACAAGGAGCCGCCGCCGCCUAUAGUGCUCGUCCCGCCGCUCUUCGAUUAUCCGCCUCUCGCCGCUCGCACCAGGAUGUUGGAGUCGUCAUAUGACUUGUUGUUUGGGAAGCUUGCUUUGAAAGGUCUGUUUCAGGAUUAUUUUGAACAAGCAAGGCAUUUCAGCACAAUGAUCAUGCUAAAGCCGAUUGAUGACCCUCAUGUGGAUUUAGUUGCAACGCUCUCUGGUCCACUUGAUCACAAACCUGAGGAGACCAUUGUUGGGAAUGCAUUUUUCCGCUGGCAAAGUGAUGUUCAUGAUCCUCACACAUUCGUGGACCUCUUCGUAUCAAACUCAGAUCCGAUUUUGCAGACGAGGGCAUGUGCUUACUACCCAAAAUUUGGAUUUGGAGCAUUUGGUGUUUUCCCGGUGCUGCUAAAACAAAGAAUAACAUGUGAGGACUUUGGUGUUAUGGGAUUGAGAUAUGGCUCAGCAAACUUAUCAAUUGGAGCCACAGUCAUGCCUUUCUCUGUGAAAGAUGAUUUGCCAAGAAAGGCAUGGUUGGUGACCAAAAUGGGAAGUCUAACUGCAGGUGUGCAGUAUGAGCCAGAAUUUGGGAGCAAAGAUGGUCAAAAAUACAAAGACUUAAAGAAUUGGAGUGGUGCAAUUGGGUAUGGAGUGGGAUCAGGCAGCCCUUUGAGUCCAUCAUUCAAUUUUGGUCUCGAGCUUUCGAGAAGUAAUCAGUUCACUGCCUCGUUCUAUCAACAUGUGGUGGUCCAAAGACGGGUGAAAAACCCCCUCGAAGAAAAUCAAGUUGUUGGGAUUACGAAUUAUAUCGAUUUUGGCUUUGAAUUACAAUCAAGGGUUGAUAGGUUUGAUGAUACCAAAACAUCAGACGAUGAAUCAAACUCAAACAAAGUACCAGAUCCUAAGAAUAUACCAGAUUCCACCUUUCAAAUAGCUGCAUCUUGGCAAGCCAACAAGAACUUUUUGCUGAAGGGAAAGGUGGGCCCUCUCAGCUCAUCGCUAGCAUGGGCAUUCAAAUCAUGGUGGAAACCUUCUUUCACAUUCAGCAUUUCAGCUGUCAGAGAUCACAUAUUUGGAAAUACAGCUUACGGUUUUGGCAUUCGUGUUGAGAAUAUCAGACAAGCCAGCUACCAAAGAGCCGAUCCAAAUUUUGUAAUGUUGACACCAAGUAAGGAGCACCUGGCAGAAGGCAUUGUUUGGCAAGCUGGGAAACGGCCGAUGCUAGAGUCAAAUAUAAAUGCUGGAAAUUUUGACGGCGUACCAAUGGAAUUACAACCCUUGCGAAAAAUUCUGUAACUUUGCGUCGUGAGUGGCUCAUUUACAGAAGUCUUUGGAGUUGGAACUAAUCAAUGCUCAGAGACUGGAUUUUUUUCACAAUUGGAAAUUUCCACCGAGCAUUCUAGAGCCAUAUGGGUUUGGAAUCCCAACCGCCUUUAUCUCAAUAUAUAGGAGGUUUUACUUUUCUUUCUUUUGAGGGAUAUAAAAUGGGAGUUUCGAUCAUGAGUUUUGUGAAUAUGCUGAUCCUUUUGGAGUACUCCUAGGAGAGUCUAAUCUAAUCUAAUGAAUUGUUCGCUUUCAUAGGUCAGAAUUUUCACCCCAUGUAAUUUUCCUUUUUACUUCAUUACAUUAUUUACCAAAGCGGAUUAGACUGAUCGAUUAGGAUAACAAAUUGAUGACAAAGAUUUCUGCUUUAGAUUUUUAUAAUAAGCACGAAAUUUCCUGAGAAGGAUAUAGCAUUGUACAUAUCAGCCUAGUCAUUUGGCUCGAGGGAAAAAUUCCUUUCAAAUGGUGGU